AUGGAACCACCAUUGCAACAGCAACCACCGCCGCAGCGAUCCAUCACCAUCCUCGGAAAAUACCAGCUCACGCGCCUCCUCGGUCGCGGCAGCUUCGCGAAGGUCUACCAGGCGCGAUCCCUCAUCGAUGGCACCGCCUGCGCCGUCAAAAUCAUCGACAAAUCCAGAACCGUCGACGCCGGCAUGGAGCCCCGCAUAAUCCGCGAGAUCGAUGCCAUGCGCCGCCUUCACCACCACCCUAACAUCCUUAAAAUCCACGAGGUUAUGGCCACGAAGACCAAGAUCCACCUCAUCGUGGAGCUCGCCGCUGGCGGCGAGCUCUUCGCCAGAAUCUCCCGUCGCGGCCGUUUGCCGGAAUCCACGGCACGGCGGUACUUCCAGCAACUGGUGUCCGCGCUCCGGUUCUGCCACCGCAACGGCGUGGCUCACCGGGACCUCAAGCCGCAGAACCUCCUCCUCGACGGCGAAGGCAACCUCAAGGUCUCCGAUUUCGGCCUCUCCGCACUGCCGGAGCAUCUCAGGAACGGCCUUCUCCACACCGCAUGCGGUACGCCGGCGUACACAGCGCCGGAAAUCCUCCGGCAGAACGGUGGCUACGAUGGGUCGAAGGCCGACGCCUGGUCCUGCGGCCUCAUCCUCUACGUGUUCCUCGCCGGCUACCUUCCGUUUGACGACACGAACAUUCCGGCGAUGUGCAAGAGGAUUUGCCGGCGAGAUUACCAGUUCCCUGACUGGAUAACAAAACCAGCUCGUUAUGUUAUAUAUAAAUUACUCGACCCGAAUCCGGAAACCCGAAUGAGCCUGGAAAGCCUGUUUGGGAACUCGUGGUUCAAGAAAUCAUUAAAACCGGAAACGGCGGAGGAGAGCGCGUAUGGAUGGGAUAACGUUUAUGAGAAGGGUUGUUACUACGAAGGGGUUAAGUGUUCAGGUGUGAACGCGUUUGAUAUAAUAUCGAUGUCUUCGGGUUUGGAUUUAACGAGGUUGUUCGAAACGACGUCGGAUGAGGGAAGCAGGAGGGAGAAGAAAUUCACUUCGAGUGCGCGCGUGGAGGAGGUGGAGGAGAAGGUUAAGGAAGUGGGUGGGGAUUUGGGGUUUAAGGUUGAGGCUGGAAAAACCAUUAACGGUGCAAUUGCAUUGUUGAAAGGGAAGGUGGCUUUGGUCUUUGAGUUGCUUCAGAUUGUGCCCGAUCAGCUUCUUUUGGUGGCUGUCAAGGUCGUGGAGGGUGGGUUAGAGUUUGAGAAGGAUCAUUGGGGGAAUUGGAAAAAUGCCUUGCAAGAUCUCGUUCUUUCUUGGCACAACGAUGAACCCUGA
Sphenostylis stenocarpa is the source of this 1311-nucleotide messenger RNA. The record is from the annotation of a GenBank genome assembly. NCBI's taxonomy places the organism in Eukaryota, Viridiplantae, Streptophyta, Magnoliopsida, Fabales, Fabaceae.